Molecule: messenger RNA, 3829 nt
Organism: Python bivittatus (Burmese python)
Lineage: Eukaryota; Metazoa; Chordata; Lepidosauria; Squamata; Pythonidae
Gene: CSGALNACT1
Product: chondroitin sulfate N-acetylgalactosaminyltransferase 1
Cellular component (GO): Golgi cisterna membrane
Molecular function (GO): glucuronosyl-N-acetylgalactosaminyl-proteoglycan 4-beta-N-acetylgalactosaminyltransferase activity
Source: RefSeq, a predicted model, not a curated record
UCCAGAUUAGAAAGCACGGCGCUUUGCAACCUAGUGACAACUUAGCAGUACUCAUGUAGCCUGUGAGAAGCUGUCUUUAGUGUGGAUUAAAAAGAGAAAGAUUUCCAUGAUUUCUGGAGUGACUUAUGCAAGAUAAUAAAUUAUCCUUAUUUUGAACAGCUUGGAAGAAAGCCACAGCUUGUGACUUCUGGAAAAUAGCAUGGGCCAACACAGAUGAAUGUAUUCAUGGUACCUGCUUGCAAUAUUAUCACUUUCUCUCUCUGUCGUGGACAACCAUCAAAACUUUAUCAAGAUCAACAGAUGUCCUUCAAACGCCAACACUGGCCUUUCAAUGAAGCUUUUGGUACUGCUGCUAAAUGACCCUGCAACAUUGUCCAGUUGUCACCUAUUAUAUGCAUACAAAUUGAAAUUAAUCAAUGAAAAACUGUUGUAUCCAUGUGUAUAGCUUCUGAACUGAGUUCUAAAAAGACUGCAGGAAAUUUCAGGCUGUUACAGGAAUGUGGGUAUUACCAGCUGCUUAGCAGAUGAUGGUUCGUCGUGGGAUAGUAGCAUGGCUCCCUCGAAUAGUAGUUCUGCUUGUGUUCCUCUGCUGUGCAGCAUCUGUGUUCUACAUGUUGACCUGCACUCCAAGAGGUAACCAUCAGCAACUUGCAUUCCUCAGAGUUAACAGCCCGACAGGAAAAGAAGAAUAUCAGGCAAUCCUACAAGAAAGAGAACAGUAUUAUUGGGACCACAUCAACAGUCUGAAGAGGCAGAUUGCUGAGCUGAAGGAUGAGCUUCAGGAAAAGAGUGAACAGUUGAAGAACAUUCAGGGUUAUGAUACUGACUCACUGGGGGUUAGACUAGACCCAGGGAACUCUGAGAAGUCCCAGAAAGCCCUGUUGCAAUUCCUCCAAUCCCAGAUUGACAAAGCAGAGAUACAUACUGGCAUCAAGCUAUCGACUGAGUAUGCUGCACUGCCCUUUGAGAGCUUUACCCAACAAAAAGUGUAUCAGCUGGAGAUGGGACUUACACGUCAUCCUGAGGAGAAGCCUGUGCGGAAGGACAAGAGGGAUGAACUGGCACAAGCUAUUGAAUCAGGCCUGGAGAUUUUAAAUAGUCCAAAGAGUAACAGCAACACAAACCAUCGAAUAUACUCCAUCUCUGACUUCAUAGAAGGCAUUCACCGGACUGAAAGAGAUAAAGGCACCCUCUAUGAAUUGACAUUCAAAGGAGACAAAGAAUAUGAAUUCAAGCGCAUUGUUCUGUUCAGACCGUUUGGCCCCAUCAUGAAUGUUGCAAAUGAAAACCUCAAUAUGGCCCACACCCUUAUUAAUGUCAUAGUGCCACUGGCAAAAAGGGCCAGUAAGUUUCAACAAUUUAUGCACAAUUUCAGAGAGGUGGGUAUGCAGCAAGAUGGAAGAAUUCACCUGACUGUAGUUUACUUUGGAAGUGAACAAAUGAGUGAAGUCAAAGGAAUCCUAGAAAACAUAUCCAAAUCAGCUAACUUCAGGAAUUACACGUUUAUCCAGCUGAAUGAAGCAUUCUCUAGAGGGAAAGGUCUGGAUGUGGGUGCAAGAUUUUGGAAAGGAAACAAUGUUGUACUUUUUUUCUGUGACGUAGAUAUAUAUUUCACAACAGAAUUCCUGAACACGUGUAGACUGAAUACCCAACCAGGAAAGAAAGUAUUUUAUCCUGUUCUUUUCAGCCAGUACAACCCAAGUCUAAUAUAUGGACACCACGAUUCCAUUCCACCCUUAAAACAACAGCUGGUAAUAAAAAAAGAGACAGGGUUUUGGAGAGACUUUGGGUUUGGAAUGACUUGUCAGUUCCGUUCUGAUUAUAUCAAUAUUGGAGGGUUUGAUCUUGGCAUUAAAGGAUGGGGAGGAGAAGAUGUACAUCUGUACCGUAAAUACCUUCACAGCAACCUCAUGGUGAUCAGGACACCAGUCCGGGGUCUUUUCCACCUCUGGCAUGAAAAACAUUGCUUAGAUGAGUUGACCCCAGAACAGUAUAAGAUGUGCAUCCAGUCUAAAGCCAUGAAUGAAGCUUCUCAUGACCAGCUAGGCUUGCUGGUUUUCCAACGGGAGAUUGUGGCUCAUCACCACAAACAAAAAGUAAACGGUAGGAACAUAUGAAGCCAAAAUGGGUCUUUCACAAAGCAAAAAAGUCAAACUUAGAAUGGUACUCUAAGAACAGAUACUGGGGAGAGGAAGUUCCUGGACUUGCAGGGCUCUUCAUAAUGUUUUAGAUGUUUUAGAUACCCAGUAUCAUACAAAUGAAUGUGGUCUGGUAAGACAGACCUUCUCUUGGUUUCUCUUGCCUUUUCAUCUCCAACCCUGUGGGCUCCCAAUCUCCAGAAAAGUUUUGGGACUACACAGAGAGAUGAAGAGAAAGAUGGAUAUAUUUUGCUGAAAUAUAACAUGUGACCAGUGAAGUGACACCAUUUAUUUUGGGCAAUUGCUUCAUAUUUGCUUUUCUAACUUUGGUUGAUACAUGAUUGGAUUGUACAAAGCAUUGCAUUUUAUCAGGUGGGUAGCCAGGUGCUUUUGAACUGUUUUCACGAAUGGGAAUGUCUGUGGAGACUGAAUACCAAGAAAGCUGUUCAAAUAAGAUUGGUGAUAACAGACUGUAUCAGUUCUAGCUAUGCUCUGUAUUUACCUCUGCAUAACCACAUCUGAUCACACUUAUAUACCCAGUGCAGUGAGAAGUUGAAUGGGCCAUGUGGAGGGACAUAAUAAAUAUUUCUUUCUGGCCUGGGCCACUUACAUGCUGAACUUGAAGCUGUUCAAAGAAAGUCAAUCACUCCUACAUUCCAGAAGCCAUAUUCUCAAGAAGUUACCACAUUUCAUAAGACCCAAAUGAAAUUACAUAUUAAUCUCUUAAUCCAUCUUAAACCUGAUAGAACAAAAUACAAUCAGUUUCUAUUUUACGUUAAUGAUUAAAAAGAUGGAUUUGGGGGAGGUUGAAUGCUAAAUACCUAAAGUUUAAAAGGGGCAAAGACAUGACAUAGUUCUACAUAUGGAAUCUAGAACUAUAAAAUAUAAUCCCCCAGUUAAAAAAUAAAAAAGCUGUGUUUGUUUAAACUGUGAAUUGUCAUAUAGUUGCUAGCUCUUGGAUGCUAUGAAGUAUUAAUUUAUUUGACCUCAGUCAUGCACUUUUGGUUUUGUAUAACUUUGCUUCUAUUUAAAUGUAAAAACUUGCUGAAAGUAGCACAUUGUAAUACAGAAGAUAGACACUUUACAAAUGGAUUUCACUUUAUCAAAUACAUUUACAACUAAGUUAUGCCUCUCAUUUAACAGCUGUAGUGAAAGUAAUUGGAAUAUGAACCGCAUAUAUCUAAAGAGAGAUAUUUAGCUAUAUUUCUUGGACAAGAAUUCAUAAGCAUUGGAAAUUGACAGAGCUAUUUCAGCCUAAUGAAUAAGAAAUACAUGAAAGCUCAGAUGAAGGGGCCAUCUCUUCACUUGUUUGUAACUCCAUCCAUUUUUCUGCAUAACUGUUGCAGUCAUUCCCUGACCUCAGUCCUUCACUAUGAUUUUAUACAAUGCUUCAGAUAGAACUAUUGUUUAUAAGAUAAAUGCAGGCUGUUGUAAAGCAAAUGCAAGGAAAUUUUCCCCUGGGGCACUUAGAAGAGAGCGCCAGUGGGAAGCGGCUGAGUGUUCACCUGCCCUAAGGGGAGAGUAUACAGCUUUGUUGCACUCCUUUGCCAACCUGGAGCCAGUCUUUUUCGCCAUGUUCUGUAUAUAUUGUUUCUCAUGAGGACAGUCAGAUCUUCUGGGGUUCCCGUUUUUCUGAGCACAUUCCACAACUUGAUGUGGAAUUGAAGGCCUUUCUAUAAUUGAUGAAGCAC